Molecule: messenger RNA, 4015 nt
Organism: Mya arenaria
Lineage: Eukaryota; Metazoa; Mollusca; Bivalvia; Myida; Myidae
Product: ATP-dependent DNA helicase DDX11-like
Exons: 28
Coding region: 80-2875 (931 amino acids)
Biological process (GO): establishment of sister chromatid cohesion; nucleobase-containing compound metabolic process
Cellular component (GO): nucleus
Molecular function (GO): hydrolase activity, acting on acid anhydrides, in phosphorus-containing anhydrides; ATP binding; DNA helicase activity
Source: RefSeq, a predicted model, not a curated record
GUAAAAUUGGCGCCAAAACGUCAAAGUAACUGUGUGUUUAAAAUUCAUUUUUGUUAGCUGAGAAAAGGCUUGCAUAAGAAUGGAUCCAGAGUUUGAUGAUGAGGGCGAUGAUUUGAUCUCAUCCUUUUUACUUCCUGAAGAAAAAACAAAAAUAGUGAAAAACAUUGAUGAAAAUAAAGAAAACUGGAUAAAGUCAGUUAGCCUACCGAAGGAGUUCCCUUUCCCAUUUGAGCCCUACGAGAUACAGAAGGGCUUUAUGCAGGGUUUGUACACUUGCCUGGAGCAGGGACGGGUCGGAAUCUUUGAAAGCCCUACUGGAACUGGGAAAUCUUUAAGCCUGAUAUGUGGGGCUCUACGCUGGCUGAAGGAUUACCAGGACCAACAAAAGAGGGAACUAGAACAGCUGCUGUCUGGGGACACAAGCAAGAGUGAUGAAAACAAGGAAAACAAGAAUGGCAACAGUGCAGAUGGAGAGCUGGACUGGAUUAGUGAGUUUAAAACCAAGCAAGAGACUGGGGAAAGGAGCAAGAAAAUCAAGGAGGAAGUCGAGCAGAGGCUGAAACAGGAGGCCAAACUGACUGACAUGAGGAAGUCUCGACUAUCAGCCAUGAAGAGAAAGAGAGCCAAGCUUGAAGAAGAGUUUGAUAGCCUGAUGAAAGGAGCCUCUCCUGAAGUAAAGCAGUCGCUUAAUUCUGAACUUGCGGAGAACCUCUCAGGAGAGGGGGACCUGGAUGAUGGGGAUGAGGCCCUGAUAGUGGCUGACUAUGCCAGUGAUGAGGAGGCAAAGACAGAGGGCAGUGAUGAUGAGGGUGAUCAGGAAACAGUACACUGUACUAAGGUGUACUUUUGCAGUCGAACUCACUCUCAGCUCUCUCAGUUUGUGAAGGAGAUUAUCAAGUCCCCUUAUGGUGAUAAUACAAGAGUUGUGUCUCUUGGAUCCAGGCAGAACCUGUGUGUGAACGAGGCAGUGAGAAAGUUGAAGUCUGUGACACUUAUCAAUGAUACAUGCCGGGACCUCCAGAAAAAGAAGUCAGAUAAGAAGCCAACAUCUGAUGGCAAGAAGAGGAAAGUAGGCAUAUCUAAGGGCUGCCCAUACUACCGUCAGGAUCCAAUACAGGAUUACCGAGACUCAGCAUUACUUGAGGUUCGCGACAUCGAGCAACUUGUCACCCUUGGCAAACAGAUGAAGGCGUGCCCCUACUUUGGCACUCGACUUGCUAUACCAGAUGCUGAGAUAGUUGCAUUGCCCUACAACACACUGCUGCACAAAUCAACACGGGAGGCAAGCGGCAUCAAACUGAAAGACAACAUCGUGAUUAUAGAUGAGGCCCACAACCUCUUGGAAACCAUCAACAGUGUACACAGCACUGAGGUCACUGGUGCACAGUUGGUUCGAGCCCACAGCCAGUUGAGCCAAUAUGAGAGUCGUUACCGGUCACGUCUUAAAGCUCAGAACCUCAUGUACAUCAAGCAGAUACUUUCAAUUCUCCAAAACCUCACCAAAUGCCUUGGAGGCAAGACGGAUCAGGUCCCAGACCAACAGAUGCUGCCAUUUGCAGAAACUCGGCUGUGGACAAUCAAUGACUUCCUCUUUCACUGUCAGCUCGACAAUGUUAACAUGUUCAAGGUUCUCCGAUAUUGCAAGAAAAGUCUCAUCUCUCGAAAGCUCUAUGGCUUUGUUGAAAAAUACAACCCUGAGAUAAUUCCUGCAGCUGAAAAAGAGAAGAAAGUGGAGUCUAGUACAUCCAGCCUGUCCAACUUUCUGAAGACCAUCAGUGGCAAGGGAGCACACCCCGACACAGGGCCAGCUCCUGAUGCUGUGGAAGAAAGAAGAGAGAGGGUGGUUAUGAACUCCCCCCUGAUGCAUAUUGAAGGGUUUCUUCUUUCCCUGACCAACGCUGACAAGGAUGGCAGGAUUGUCGUUAACAAGCAGAAGUUGUUGAGCCAGUCCAGUAUCAAGUUUCUCCUCCUUAACCCGGCCGUUCACUUUGCGGACGUGGUGCGAGAAGCUCGUGCAGUGAUUGUUGCUGGGGGAACCAUGCAGCCUGUGUCAGAGUUCAGAGACCAGCUAUUUGGAGCGGCAGGAGUUCCUCCAGCCCGAGUCCUAGAGUACUCGUGUGGUCAUGUAAUUCCUGGAGAGCAGCUCCUACCAAUCGCCAUGGUAACUGGACCCACCGGUGUUCAACUGGACUUUACAUUCCAGAAUCGAAGCAAGACAACGCUGCUAGACGAGCUUGGUCGGGUUGUGCAUAAUGUGUGCAAGGUUGUCCCUGGCGGGGUCAUCUGCUUUUUCCCGUCUUAUGACUAUGAGCAGUUUGUGUACACUCACUGGGAAAACACGGGUGUUCUUGCCAAAAUUGGCAUCAAGAAAAAGGUGUUUCGGGAGCCCAAGAAAGCUAGCCAGGUGGACCAGGUGUUGGCAAGAUACUCAUCAUGCAUACAGAACUGUACAGGGAGCAUGACUGGGUCUCUCCUGUUCUGUGUAGUUGGAGGCAAGAUGAGUGAGGGCAUCAACUUUGCAGAUGAUAUGGGCAGAUGUGUCAUGAUGGUGGGCAUGCCAUACCCGAACAUUAACUCCCCUGAACUUAAGGAGAAAAUGGAAUACCUCAACGCAAACUAUCCGAAGGACAGUGAAGGUAGGAAGCCAGGCCAGGUGCACUACGAAAACCUCUGUAUGAAGGCAGUCAACCAGUCCAUAGGUCGUGCUAUCCGUCACCAAGGAGACUAUGCCACCAUUCUGUUAUUAGACCGGAGAUACUGCCGAGCUGGGACAGUGGCCAAACUUCCAGGAUGGAUCUCUAAACACAUUCAGAAGGAGGAGAAAUUUGGUCCAGCUCUCGCCUCUAUAUCAAAGUUCUUUGCCAACAAAAGGUGACGACCAGACCAUGUAGCUGAAUAUACAUAACAAAAAGACUAAGAAAAAAAAGAGGGCAAGAAAGACAAAGCAGCUCAAAUGCUUGUUGAGUCCUUCACUGAGUGACCAUUGGUCAGUUGUGAAAAGUGGACAUCUGCUGGCAUCCUCCUGCAAUGAUCUGGAGAGGAGUGUGGACUGUUAAAAUUUGUUUGGAUACAUGUAUCUAUAUUUAAGAUACCAAACUAGAAGGUUAAGAGAACUAUAUGAUUGGAUUAAAAAUAUUGCAUAUUAAUUCCAAUGACUCUUUUCUUAUAUUAGUUGUUACACGUUAAACUUGCACUUCCCCUCAAGUAGGGUUAUUGAAAAUAAUUUGUUCUGUGUUGUUAAGUGUUUUGUAUGUUAACGCUACUGUACUUAAUUGUUUUAACUUGAAAUAGUUGAUAUUUGGUACAUAUGUUUCCCAUCAUAAUAUUAAUGUCAAGUUCAACUUUGUUUAUGAACCGCUGUUUUUUUAUGGAGUUAAAGGCUACUUUUCAACUUAGGAUUUGCUCAAAAUACUGUGUAUGCCUUACAAUAAGGAGCGGAAACGUGACAGAUUAUUAUUCAAUAUUAUCGCCCCGCCACAUGGCAUAUUUUCGGUGCAGAACAUGGCGUUUCACAUAUUUUCGACCAGCCGUAUAACGUAUUUUCAAAUACAGAUGGCAGAAAUCGGCCACCAAAGAUAUCAGCUAAAGAAUAAUAUGAAAGUGAAUAACAUCUCGAGGGGUGUAUGCGAAAAGGUUCUAAGUGACAUUAAAUAAAGAAGCAGAUAGAACCUUUUCGCUUUCACCCCUCGAUCUGGUGUGAACCAUCAGUGCCAAGGGAGGGAACUCCGAAUCACUUAAAUGGGAUUGAAGAAGUUAGAGUUGUUUUGCUUGAUAUACUUAGUGAAAGGGACGGUACUCCUCAGAGCUUUGCCUAUUUUGUACUCAUACAUAAAUGGUAUUCAAAAAAUAUAAUAAAACGUGUUAUAUCAUAUCUUGUCAGAUAACUUACAUACUUAGUGUAAAAGAAGGGGAGAUUAUAUGUUGCUCAUGAUGCACAUUGAAUGUAUUUUUAAAUCUUUUAUGGCAUUAAAUCCCUUUGGACCCUCUAUGGCAGGUGUCUAAAAGAUCGAAGGGA